UUUACGAAGGGUCAAGACCUUGGAUUUUUUCUUGGCCUAUAUUCACACUUAAAACAUCAGAUCAUAUGCUUGUGUGGAUAGCAACUCAAAGUGUGUAUGGUACGACGAAGCUUUAUUUUCAUGUUGAAAAUUAUAAGUUCAAAUGGACCCGGCAAACGUGAAGUUUUUUCCAAAUUGCUUCAGCAAACUACAAGGAAUUUGAGUGCUUCACCUAACUAGUUUGACCCUAAUGCUACAACAUAGGUAAAACUUGAAGUAUAAAUCAUUCUUUCAGACAGAUUUUCAAUGCUGAUAUCUCCUUUAUUUCAAGAUUUAGCAAUAGGUCCGCUCAAAUUCAUGGCGAAAACAAAUUCCACAAUAAGAACUUUCUUUCUUCUUGGCUUUCUGUUGCCGCUGCUUAACAGAACUUGUGUCUGCAGUGCUGAAGAAAGUGGUGAAGAGAGUGAUUUGUAUUGCUUGAAAUCAAUAAAAGAUUCCUUAGAAGACCCUUUAAAUUCUUUAGGCUCUUGGGAUUUCAACGAUGCUACCGUAGACUUCAUCUGCCGUCUUCCAGGAAUUGAAUGUUGGAAUGCUGCUGAGAACAAGGUAAUAAACAUCAUGCUAGCAAACAUGGGAUUAAUAGGUGAGUUUCCUCGAAGCAUUCGAUAUUGUACAUGCUUGACAGGCUUAGAUCUUUCAGGCAACAAAUUGUAUGGAACUAUCCCUUCUGAUAUUUCAGCAAUAGUUGGAAGUGUUACAACACUUGAUCUCUCAAAUAACGCGUUUUCUGGGGUCAUACCACCUGAUAUAGCUAAUUGUCAAUACCUUAAUGUUCUAAAGUUGGACAAUAAUGAUUUAGAAGGUGAAAUUCCAAGUAGUAUAGGCCAUCUGCUUCGCCUUAAGAUGUUCAGCGUAGCCAACAAUUACUUGACGGGGCCAGUGCCAACAUUUGUUAGCGAACGAAUCUCAGCUGAGAGUUUUGCAAACAAUCCAGAUCUUUGUGGGAAGCCCUUGAAAGAAUGUGAGCAUUAUGAGGAUUCUUGGAUAUGGAAACAUAUCGAUCGUGCUUCAUUCAUCAAAGCAUUUGUGGUCGGUUGGGUGCUUGUCCAGUCAUUAGCUUUAGUAUAUCGCUUAUUUCAAUUUCCUACCAAGGCUAUCGAGAAGAUAGUCUCAUUGAACAUAUGGAAGCUGAGGAGAAAGGAACUUUUAAUUUCGGGAAGUGAAGGGGAUUUAAGCAGCCAACAUAAGAUACAAAAGCUGGAGAAGUUUGUUGCGCGAAUGAGCUUAAAGGAGCUUCAAAACGCGACUUCUGAUUUUAGUGAAGACUAUUUAGUAGGAACUGGAAUGUUGGGCAAAGUGUACAAAGCAAUUCUUCCAAAUGGCUGGACACUUGCAAUCAAGAAGCUGAAUGGUUGGGAGGAUUUGGAAGAUGAGUUUGUCUCCGAGAUCACAACUCUCGGUGGACUUAAGCAUCGAAACCUAUUGCCUCUAAUAGGUUUCUGCUCCGAAAAGCAAGAAAGACUUCUCGUUUACAAAUACAUGCCUAAUGGAAGUCUUCAUGAAUGGCUGCACUUGAACAAAGGUAAACCCAAGAUUUUGGAUUUCCCUCGAAGAGUUAAAAUUGCAGUCGGGAUAGCAAAAGGCCUUGCCUGUCUUCAUCAUGGUUACAAAUUACAUGUCACACACGGAAGCAUAAGCACGCGAUGUAUCUUGCUAGAUCAAAAUCUUGAACCAAAAAUAUCCAACUUUUGGGAAGCCAAAGUUUGGAGUAACAAUGACACAGCAUUAAGUUGGAGCCUUUUCCCGGUAGCUGAAUAUUCCGGUUCAGGUUCUUACAAACAAGACAUCUACUGCUUUGGCAUCGUGCUUCUCGAGCUGGUAACAGGAAAGGAACCACAUGAACUGACCACCUCAAGAAAUCUGUUUGAUCACUCGCCUUGUCUACUUGAUGCAGACAUCGAUUUUCUUGGGAAAGGAAUCAACGAUUUGAUCCUCCGAUUUCUAGAGUUGGCUUGUGAAUGUGUGAAGUUCUUUCCUAAUGAAAGGCCAACAAUGUUGCAAGUUUAUGACAAACUCAACACAAUUUCUCAGGGUCGAAACGACGACUAGGUAUAGAAAACUUCCAUAUCAACCAGCAUUUGAAGUCUAUAUAUAUAUAAGACUAGUACUAUUGUUUAUCUGAUUAGAACAUAUUUGUUUGAUUGUAUCAAAGACUAAUGCUGCAUUGAAUUAGUUUAUACUUUAUAGUACAAUUUUCUGAGAGUUAUUUUCUCAGAACAUGAGCAUUUUAUCAGUGUAACUAUUGCCUUU
Capsicum annuum is the source of this 2289-nucleotide messenger RNA. RefSeq names its product probably inactive leucine-rich repeat receptor-like protein kinase At5g48380. The coding region runs from base 286 to 2088 and encodes 600 amino acids. Gene Ontology annotation, molecular function: ATP binding; protein kinase activity; receptor serine/threonine kinase binding. The transcript is spliced from 2 exons. Lineage: Eukaryota; Viridiplantae; Streptophyta; Magnoliopsida; Solanales; Solanaceae. Gene Ontology annotation, biological process: protein phosphorylation. The record is from RefSeq and is a predicted model, not a curated record.